Messenger RNA from Cladocopium goreaui, 3648 nucleotides. Lineage: Eukaryota; Dinophyceae; Suessiales; Symbiodiniaceae. The record is from the annotation of a GenBank genome assembly.
AUGAGCUCUGUUUUGGACGUGGGAGAGCAAGCCUUUUUAAGGUUGGACGGUUUUGAUCCCAGCUGGCGACAGUCCCUGGUUGUGGUCAGUCAUCGAAAGCGAAACAAAUUGGUGUGCAUCGUUAGAGUGUUGGAUCAGGAGAUCUCAGGGAUCCACGACCAGGUGACUUUCUUUGAGCUAGGUGGCAGCAAAUAUAUCCUAGUCGAGGGUCGGCCUGAGCAGCUGAGAGGAACUUGCUCCCAGCCGCACAGGGCAUUAGAGCAGAAAACGGACAGGUUGUUGGCUCGAUGCCAGGAGGUGCUGGAGCAGGACAGUCUCCUGUACCUGACUGCAUCAGAAGAUGCGGAAGACUUUGCCCCAAAGACAAAGACCAAGACCAAGGAACUGGACUCCUCUUCAGAAGACAGCUCAGACCAGGAUUUGAGCGACGAGGAGGAUGCAGUGCUUCGACUCUUGGGCAAAGCCAGCAAGAGCAGGCAAGACACUGGUAUCGCCAAAGGCUCGAAAGAAAGAAGCGCACCAAAGGAGAGGUUCCCGCUGCUAAAGGGAGAAAAGGACAAGGAAGCGGAAGCUGUAGACUUAGACAAGUUGCUUGCUCAGGCUUUGUCGACCAGCAACCCAGCGAGCUCCAGCACAGGGCUCAACACCCUCAUAUCGCUGGAGCUGCUCAAAGCAAUCAAGGGCAAAAGCAAGACCAAGCGGACCCAUAUGCUGGCCCGGGAGGACGAGGACACCCCAAGCAGUUCAGACGACGAUCAGGACGACAUCAAGCUCACCGGUGCCGGGAAGGCCCUCAGAAAUUACAGACAUGGCCACAAGAUGAUGCGCAAAAGGCCGCUACGACAUGUACGUCGUUACAUAGAAGAAAUCGAGAGCGUCAUGGGAGUGAGCCCAGAAGUUCCUUACCGCAUAUCCGAUUACACAAAGCGAAUCAACUGGAACAAACAGAAGAGCCUGAUGCGAGUACAUUUUGCUGUGUCAGAGCUGCUGAAGUCGAUCCUCAAGGGCAAAAGCAACCUCGCUGCUCUGCAAGCGGUGCAGCUCUUGCGAGCCUGUCACCAGAGCAGCCUAGACCAAGGCAGCUGGAAAGCCGCCUCCUUGCUCCUUGGACAUCAAGAUCCGCUGGAGCGUCCAAGGUUCGGAGGAGAACCGGAUCAGCUCGAAAAGAUAGCAAGCUAUUUAAAGGCAAUGGACGACUUGGAAAAGCGCAGCAAGAGCAACCAGCCUUUGCCUCCAGAAGCAGAUCCCGCCAAGAAGCAGAAAGGAAAGGGCAAAUCAAGAAAAGUAGACACCUCCGGGGAAGCCGACGACCGGGUGUCACUGCCAGAAAAGGCCGCCAUCAUUGAUCCAAAGGAUCACCUGACGGGAGACAGGUUGCAAGACUUUCUGACAAUGCCUGAAUGGAGAAAACAGGUUGAAUUGGUGUUCUCUCCCGUCGGGCCCGAUGCUGUGCCAGCUGUUGCUGGAGCCGUUGAAACUUUGGCCACCGAAUUAGUGAGGGAAGGCCUCGCGACCAAAAAAGCUUUGCAGAAGUUAAUUGGCCUUUUCAUCCACCCGUUCAUGCACCGACGGGAAUGUAUGGGGCUUUUUCAUCAUGUUUACGCUUUCAUUGACCAGAUGCCCGACAAAGGGCUUCGAAAAUUGCCGCCAUAUGAUGUGAAAGAUGAGAUCCUCUCCGCGGCGCUAGUGCUGCCUUUAGCGGAGGCAUCUGCACGCUGGCCCGACCCCCUGCUCGAUGAGCAGGUUUUACAGGCGGUGCAAGUCAGACGACCAAUGCAAGUGCAGGUUUUAUUGGAUCUCAGCGGAAUGGUUCAGAUCCGUAAGCUUGCCACAUGUUGGGAGAACUUGAAAGUGUGGGAAGAACAGCGCGCUACGAAACUCAGGUUCAUGGGUAGAUGGUCAGUGGAGCGGUCUUUAGAGCACUACGUGCAACUCGCUAUGGCCACGCAAAUUCUCAACCGGUUGGCUCCAAGAGCAGUGUCGCGGCUGAAGGCUGCAAAAAGGUAUCCCACGGAUCCCAAUCUGCAGAAGUUUGCCAAAGCCAAAGUAGCAAUUCUAGAAUUAGAUGCGCAGAGUGAGCCGCUUCCAUUCUUGCCCGUGCAGAUUCAACCCAAUGCUAACCCCGCGCAGAGACCUGCAUCGGCUGCACGGCAAGUGGGAGAAGCCAGCGCAUUUUCAAGAUUUCGGAGUUUGCUACAACAUAGGCUUUUGGUUCGGCAAGUCACUCAUUUUCUUUGUCUCCUUGUGGACGGCGUGUUGGAUGAGCUAACUUACCAGCUUGAAUUUGCAAUUCGCGAAGCUUUGCCAUCCAAUUUAGAAGACGUUCGGAUGGGAGAACCGGAUCAGCUCGAAAAGAUAGCAAGCUAUUUAAAGGCAAUGGACGACUUGGAAAAGCGCAGCAAGAGCAACCAGCCUUUGCCUCCAGAAGCAGAUCCCGCCAAGAAGCAGAAAGCGUUCGCUGGGGCCAAGCCGGUUGAUGCCAGCCGGGUGUCACUGCCAGAAAAGGCCGCCAUCAUUGAUCCAAAGGAUCACCUGACGGGAGCGAUCCUCAAGGCUGCCAGGUGCAUGGAUGAGCACAACAUGCUAGUCUAUGGCCGCACUUUCCCCGUUGAAACUUUGGCCACCGAAUUAGUGAGGGAAGGCCUCGCAACCAAAAAAGCUUUGCAGAAGUUAAUUGGCCUUUUCAUCCACCCGUUCAUGCACCGACGGGAAUGUAUGGGGCUUUUUCAUCAUGUUUACGCUUUCAUUGACCAGAUGCCCGACAAAGGGCUUCGAAAAUUGCCGCCAUAUGUGAAAGAUGAGAUCCUCUCCGCAGCGCUAGUGCUGCCUUUAGCGGAGGCAUCUGCACGCUGGCCCGACCCCCUGCUCGACGAGCAGGUUUUACAGGCGGUGCAAGUCAGACGACCAAUGCAAGUGCAGGUUUUAUUGGAUCUCAGCGGAAUGGUUCAGAUCCGUAAGCUUGCCACAUGUUGGGAGAACUUGAAAGUGUGGGAAGAACAGCGCGCUACGAAACUCAGGUUCAUGGGUAGAUGGUCAGUGGAGCGGUCUUUAGAGCACUACGUGCAACUCGCUAUGGCCACGCAAAUUCUCAACCGGUUGGCUCCAAGAGCAGUGUCGCGGCUGAAGAGGGCUGCAAAAAGGUAUCCCACGGAUCCCAAUCUGCAGAAGUUUGCCAAAGCCAAAGUAGCAAUUCUAGAAUUAGAUGCGCAGAGUGAGCCGCUUCCAUUCUUGCCCGUGCAGAUUCAACCCAAUGCUAACCCCGCGCAGAGACCUGCAUCGGCUGCACGGCAAGUGGGAGAAGCCAGCGCAUUUUCAAGAUUUCGGAGUUUGCUACAACAUAGGCGCGUGCAAGUUGCCUGGCGCUCCAGCAGCGCCCAGGUGGCUGCUUGGACCACUAAAUGUGCUUUUUGUGAUUUUCCUCCUCCUCCCCGCCUCAUCACCAACGGUGGGGUUGGAAGCACUAUCAAUCCUUGCACAAACGAUUUUGCUGACUUGACCUCACGGUUGCAGAAGAACUUGAAAAGUAGUAUGGAAGUUUUCCGGUGCCAAUCCAGCAUUCUUUCCGGCUUUCCUUCCAGCUUUCUUUCCAGAAUUCUUUCCGGCAUUAUUGGCAGCAGUUUUGAUGGAGUUUUCUCUUUGGGAUGCUGA